Molecule: messenger RNA, 2031 nt
Organism: Candidula unifasciata
Lineage: Eukaryota; Metazoa; Mollusca; Gastropoda; Stylommatophora; Geomitridae
Source: the annotation of a GenBank genome assembly
AUGCUGUGGUGGAGGACGUUGCUGGUGGGGUUGGUUCACGCGCUGCUGUUGGUGCUGGUGGUCGUCGGAGAGCCCUUCUACCAGCGAAGAGACCAUCUGGAUCAGGCCAAGUACUUGAAAACUACCAACGAGAACGUGGUGAAGGACAGAACCGACGCAGAGUUUGUGCUGUCAAAAUACGGUUAUUUGCGGUGUCAAGUGAGCAGACGGAAGAGAGAAGCGGCAAGUCGGUAUCUUCCACCACAAGCCAGCGAUUUACUUCCGGGAAUGGGAAUGGGGUUAGAGGAAGGCGGCGAAAUCUGUGACGAGAAAGAAGUUCAGAAAGCGAUUAGGAACUACCAAAGAACGUAUAAUCUUCCAGAAACUGGAGAGCUGGACGACGAGACAAAGUCACUGAUGAGCACGUCCAGAUGUGGCAACAAAGACCGCGAGAAGGAUCAGAUCAAAGCUAAAGAGAAAGAUCAAAACCUUGUAGAUAUUUCCAUAAACAAAAAUGACAGUGCCCAACAGAAACAUGCUAGCAGCGUUCUCACUGAGGAUGGCGAAGAUAACAAAUCGUCGUUGGCGAAAACUCAUCGGCUCUGGAAACGAUCGGCUCCCCCUUCCAGAAGUAAACUUUAUGAAGUUCUGGCAGGUAAAAAACCAACCACGCGAACACAAGCAUAUCAUAGACGGUAUCUGUCGGACUUUAAGAAGAAGAUUCAUUCUGAAACAACAGUUAAAAGAACAGUUUUCCAUACUUAUCAGACAGAAAGAAGAAAACGUUCCGUUCAUGUAUUAACAAGCAACAACCAACAUCUGGAACAUUUCGACGGAGAUAAGGGCGUCCUUUUCAACAAGGAAGUUAUUCGUUGGCGACUUCUGACUACAGGGUUUAGUACUAGAAUCCCAGUGGAGGAUCAGAGGGCCACCAUCGACCUCGCCUUUCGGAUGUGGAGCGAGGUCAUCCCUCUUCGCUUCAUCGAGGACACAAGCAGUGACAUCAAUGCGGUGGACAUUGAGAUCGCUUUCGGGAAAGGGUCACACCAAAACUGUGAACAUGACUUUGAUGGCAGUGGUGGAGACAUUGCACACUCUUGGAAUGCUGGCAAUAUGCACUUUGAUGAUGAAGAGAACUUUAAAUCCAUCCAGUCAUACAACAACGAUGGGAUUUACUUAUUGAGAGUUGCUGUUCAUGAGAUCGGUCAUGUGCUGGGACUGAACCAUACCAACAAAACAUAUUCUAUUAUGUAUGCAUACCACGCUACAGAGCUGACCCCAGAGUUUGAGCUCAGCUGGGAUGAUCGUCAUGAUAUUCAGAAUAUUUAUGGUGUCUGUAAGGGGUCCUUCAACACAGCUUUCGACUGGGUACGUCGGCGCCCAGACAAUCAGUUCAUUUACAACACGUACUUCUUUCGUGGCAAUCACUACUGGAUGUAUGAGAAUCAUGCCAACAGGACCCGCUAUGGAGACCCUUUGUACGUUGCUAGGGAGUGGGAUGGUGUUCCUGACAAUGUGGAUGGAUAUGUCCAUAUCUGGCUUUUCAAUGGAGGUGAAAUCAUUGACGAUGCUUACUUCUUCAAAGGUGAACAUUACUACAAAUAUGACAGUGAGAAGGACCGUGUUGUGGAAGGAUGGCCAAAGUUGAUCAAAGAUGGUUUUGGUCCAAAGCCUGGGGAAACAGAAGGCAUCCCAGACAACAUUGACAGUGUCUUCUUUGACACACGGGAUAAAAAUGUUUACUUUUUUAAAAAUGAUUAUGUUUAUGUGUACAAUCCAGCUGCUCCAGAAAGUGACAGGGGCUGCUGUGUUAGAAAGCGCAAGAUUAUCGAAGAGUAUCCACCAGCCGAAGGACACAGACCUCUGCCUAGCAAUCUUGAUGUAGUUUAUUACUCUUAUAAAGACAAAACCAUGUAUUUCUUUAAAGGAGAUAACUUGUGGAGAAAUAAACUGUUUGAUCCCAGACAAAGAAGGAUACAUAAUAGUAUUGAGUUUUUGGGACCCUGGUACCAGAAGUGGAUGGACAUCUGUGAUGUUGUGGCUAUGAACUAG